Messenger RNA from Manihot esculenta (cassava), 1018 nucleotides. RefSeq names its product transmembrane protein 208 homolog. Lineage: Eukaryota; Viridiplantae; Streptophyta; Magnoliopsida; Malpighiales; Euphorbiaceae. Bases 181 to 702 code for a protein of 173 amino acids. The transcript is spliced from 5 exons. Gene Ontology annotation, cellular component: intracellular membrane-bounded organelle. Gene Ontology annotation, biological process: vacuolar protein processing. The record is from RefSeq and is a predicted model, not a curated record.
GGGAAAUACAAUUCCUAUUGUGGUUAGAUUGUAAUUUGGUCAAAGUGUUCGUCUCUGUCUGCUUUUCUCCUCUGGCAGUUUGGCUGGCUGACUUCUGAUUCUUUCAAUUUACUCGGCUUCACUAGUCAGGAAAAGGCUGAUAAACCUAGGGUUUGCAAAUUGUGUUAUAGAGAGAAAGAAAUGGCAAAUCAAGGAGCCAAGAAGCGCAAGGAAGAGAACAUACGCCAUAUGGCGAAGCUCCGCCACCUCAUUAUUGCCUGCAAUGUUAUAUAUGUCUUGGUGAGGAUGCUGAUUUUCCACUCUACUUUCACUUGGAAACAUUGGAUGGGUUUGGUUUUCACCUCUAUAGCUUAUUUCAUUCCCUAUCAACAACUUGCUGCAAUGGCAAAACCUUCUUAUGGAGAUGAUGGGGAGCUUCUUGAUGGUGGGUUUGAUAUGAGCACCGGUGGAAUUUGUGGCUAUCUCCAUGAUGUUAUCUACAUUACAAGCUUUGUGCAACUCACAUCCAUUAUCUCAGAAAAAUUUUGGUACACGUAUCUGGUGAUACCAGCAUUUGGAGCAUACAAAUCCUUUGGAUUCAUUAAAGGAUUUUUAUCACUAGGGUCCGAGGGGGAUGUGGAAGAUGAAAAGACACGAAAAAAGAGGGAGAAGCUGGAGAAGAAAGCGUCACGGGCCAAGUUUGUUAAGACAAGGAAUAGAUAAAGCCAUUUUGUUGAAACGAGUGCCAGCUUGUAGAUGUAAUUCAUUUUUGAAAGACAGCAAUUCACACUUACAAAUUCUGAACAGUAUAAUUUGGAGAAUUGGAUGUCAGUUGAGGAAUUUCAUAACAGUCGUGCAUAACUUUUUUGCUGUUGGGGAUCAUAAUAUUGACAAUUAGAUGCUAGAGAUGGUUCCAUUUUCAUGCUUCCUAUAAAAUUAUGUUCAGAAGUAAGCCAUUGACUUAUAUAUAUUGUAUGUGCGACUUAAAGGCUGUGAUUGGAGAAUUCAACAUGAGGUUCACAAUUUUUUAUUGUGUUGC